AUGAAAGCCACAUACUUGCUUUCGUGUGCUGCGGCGUGGGCAUUGGCCAGCGCCUACUCCGUCCCCUCACUCUCAGAUCUUCAGCAUUUGAUUUUCGACGAAAAUACCGUCGAAAUAGGGGACUCCACUGGUCAAUUGCCAGAAUCGCUUUUUUCGUCCAUUGCUGCCUCUAGAGAUCCAAUUUUGAUCGAUGCAUGGAAAAGUUUAUUGCAUGAUGUUGGUGUUGAUGGUGCUGCUGAGUUGUACCGCAAAUACCUUGCAAAGAACCCUGUUGCUCCGACCCUGAUGAAUAAUCUCUACAAGGCUUUCUCUCAGCCCGAGGAACCACAGUUUGAGACCUUGUCCUCCCCUAGAUUCCCCGAAUACGCUUUGAGAAUUAAGGAGAACGAUCCUGAGGUAUUGGGCUUGGACGAUUCCAAGUACUACACAGGAUACUUGGAUGUGCAAAGCUUGGGCAAACACUUCUUUUACUGGUUCUUCGAGUCUAGAAAUGACCCGGAGAACGACCCUGUCGUUUUGUGGUUGAAUGGAGGCCCUGGUUGCUCGUCUGCGACCGGUUUGUUUUUCGAAUUAGGACCUUCUUCUAUCAAUGCUACCUUGCAGCCAGUCAGAAACCCAUUUUCCUGGAACAAUAAUGCCUCAGUUAUUUUCUUGGAUCAGCCUGUUGGUGUAGGCUACUCUUACACUGAUGGCGAGGCUAUUAGCACCACUGCCGCUGCUGCUAAAGAUGUGUUCACAUUCUUGGAGCUCUUCUUCCAGAAAUUUCCUCACUUGACUUCUCAAAAAUUCCACAUUGCAGGAGAAUCAUACGCUGGCCAUUAUAUUCCCUCUUUCGCGUCCGAGAUUAUCAAUCGUGCUGAUCGUUCUUUCGAUUUGGCCUCGGUGUUAAUCGGAAACGGUCUCACAGAUCCAUUGGUUCAAAGUAAGUACUAUAGACCCAUGGCUUGUGGUGAGGGUGGCUACAAAUCUGUUUUGCCUCAGGAGACGUGUGACCAGAUGGACAGGGAUUACGGAAAAUUUGAGAAACUUGAGAAAUUAUGCUACAAAUUCCAAACAGCUCUCACUUGUGUUCCCGCCCUAUUCUACUGUGAGAAGAAAUUGUUUGGUCCAUAUCAGGAUACUGGCUUAAAUCCUUAUGACAUCCGUGUUCCUUGUAAUGACCCAGCUGGCAGUUGCUACAAGGAAAUGGACUACAUUGACGACUACUUGAACCUGGAAUAUGUGAAAGCAGCCGUUGGUGCAUCCAACAUUGAUAUCUUCACCUCUUGUGAUGACACUGUCUUUAACAACUUCAUCAAGACUGGCGACGAGAUGAAGCCAUUCCAAGGCUUUGUUGCCGAGUUGUUGAACAAAGACAUUCCCGUUCUUCUUUACGAGGGAGACAAGGAUUAUAUCUGCAACUGGUUGGGAAAUCACGCGUGGGCAAACACGUUGGACUACAAGGAGAAGCACGAGUUUCAGUCCAAGCCAUUGAUCCCAUGGCACACUUUGGAGGGCAAAUUGGCCGGAGAGGUUCAAAACCAUGGCAUCUUCACGUUCCUUCGUAUUUACGAGGCUGGCCACAUGGUUCCUUUCAAUCAACCAGAGGCAUCCUUAGAUAUGUUGAACAGAUGGCUUAGCGGAGACUACGCCUUGAAGAAGUGA
Australozyma saopauloensis is the source of this 1644-nucleotide messenger RNA. It is a transcript of the gene PRC3, whose product is annotated as carboxypeptidase C. The transcript has a single exon. NCBI's taxonomy places the organism in Eukaryota, Fungi, Ascomycota, Pichiomycetes, Serinales, Metschnikowiaceae. Gene Ontology annotation, cellular component: fungal-type vacuole. The record is from RefSeq and is a predicted model, not a curated record. Gene Ontology annotation, molecular function: serine-type carboxypeptidase activity. The coding region runs from base 1 to 1644 and encodes 547 amino acids. Gene Ontology annotation, biological process: proteolysis.